Molecule: messenger RNA, 2054 nt
Organism: Patella vulgata (common limpet)
Lineage: Eukaryota; Metazoa; Mollusca; Gastropoda; Patellidae
Product: prominin-1
Exons: 17
Coding region: 123-2054 (643 amino acids)
Cellular component (GO): membrane
Source: RefSeq, a predicted model, not a curated record
AUUGUAAGUAACAAACUGUUCAAUAGUAGAAUAUUUAACAUUAACAUACAUACAGUUAUAUUUAGUGACUGAUAUAGAAGUAAAAGGAAUUUAACAAAAGGUUCAAAUACUCAAAAAUCAGGAUGAGGAUAUUUAGUUUGGCAGUAGUUUUACUUCUAUUUGAUCAAUGUUUGGCACCUGAUCCUGUUUUAACACCCGCGACUUUAACGGACACUGAAUCUAAUACGGCUGAUAGUAACAGUAAUAUAUUUUGGUCGGAUGUACCAUCCGGAAAACACUACAAAACAGACGCUGCUUACGACGAUAGUGGACUUGGACCCAUGUAUGAUUUCGCUAGGAGUUUUAUUGGUUCAGUGUUGGGUAGUUUCAACAAGAAUGCUGAUUUUAUUAUUGGAAUAGUAAAGAAGGAAAACCCCCUCGACGAUCCUCAGUCGGUGGCUCUGCAUUUUAUUGGUUUUGCAAUAUGCUUGGUGAUUGGUAUCUUGUUUAUGAUCAUCUUUCCAAUAAUUGGUUGUUGCUUUUGCUGCUUUCGAUGCUGCGGACAGUGUGGUGGGAAGAUGAUGCAAACGCAGUCUCCAUCGACAUCAUGCAGACGUAUUGUUUACAGCGUCAUUUUAUUGGUUCUCAUUGUUUUUACGGCAGUUGGAUGUGCGUGUGUUUAUGUGACUAAUGACCAGAUGUCAACAGCUCUAAAUACAUAUGAUGAUACAUUUGGUAAUAAUGUGGAUGACAUCAGUGUGUAUCUCGAUAACACCGUUGAUCAAAUCAAACGCAUUUUGUCUACGGAUGUAAAUUUUGCACUAGAUGUUGUUAAAAGAGAUUUAGAUAAUACUGGUGUACUGGUCAGCGUUCCUGUAAGAGAUAGAUUUGACCAGCAAUUAAAUGUGAAUAAUCUAUUCACUCAAGUGGACAAUCUACAAACAGAUCGCACAAAUGUCGUAACUCAGUUUGAUACAGUUGAAACAGACGUGAAAGCCUUCAACUCGACUUUUUCAAGUUUUGAAGGUGAAAUAAAUUCUUGGAUAAGUAGUUACGAAUCUACCAGGACUGCGUGUGGCAGCUGUACCAGCUUCCCGGUUGAAUCUGGUCUAACACCUACAAUUGACACAACCAAGAUUAACACAGCUCCUAUAAGAACAGAAGUUGACAAAAUUAAAGACGAAGACUUAACUGCCGAUGUACAAGCGGCAAGAACUGAAUUUGACGGAAUCGUUGGGAAAGUUGAUACAGGAAUAACAGAUGCAGGUGUUGUUGCAGUGGUCAAAAACAAUCUUGUUUCUUUCCAAUCAGAGAUAGCACCAAUAAUAGCAGAGAUCGAAAAAUUCCAGAGUGACUCGGCUGGAAGUCUGGAUUUAUCACAAUACAAAACUACGGUAACUGACUACAGUGAACAGAUGGCGACUUAUGAGCGAUACAAGUGGUAUGCUGGUAUCGGAAUCGGAAGUAUCAUAGCUUUGGUUGUUGUUUUACAAUUACUUGGAUUAGCGUUUGGUUUCUGUGGAAGUAGCGCCAGCACGCUGCCAACAGAACGGGGCCGUUUGUCGACUUGUGGAGGGAAUAUGCUUAUGGCAUCUGUUGGGUUUAUCUUUAUAUUUUCGUCUCUGUUGAUGUUUAUUACGACACUCUCGUUUACGCUAGGAGCACCGAUGGAAAAAUUUGCCUGUGAACCACUGACUCAACCCGAGAAGAUCUUAUCGCUGUUAGACGCAUUUGGUGUUGGUAAUCCUUUAGAAAGUGUGUUUGGUAAAGGUAUAAACAUCACAAUAGGUGAUGUUUACAGGGAUUGCGGUGCUGGAAAAUCAGUUUAUGAUGCCUUCAAACUUGAUCAACUAUCGGCAUUUGACCUUUCAGCGAUAACGAAUUAUAAAGAUACAUUAAAGAUUCAAGAAGAAAUAGACAAUAUUGCUGUUGACUUUAGUACUUUCGAUCUAACUCCGGCUGCAUUAACAACUACCCUGAAUGACUUUAAUGCGUCCAUUACUGCCAUGGAUUUUGAUACCUAUAAUGCGGAGGUAAGGAUUAUUUACACAGCGGAAAUUACUGGGCGGGUGUAG